GACGCCUCGCUGCUGCGCAAUGGCCUUGCUGGUCUUGCCUGCCUGCUGGCCUCCCGGGCCAAGGAUGCGGCGUUGAUUCUGCAGAUGUCGGCCGUGCCUUUAUCCGCGGUGCUGAACGCAUUGGCCCGUCCCGUUCCAGGCCCCGAAGGACGCGAGUCCCAGGGCCACGCUGCGGAGUGCCUGCUGCUGGCAGCCAGCGACUCCCGGACUAGACAGAGAUGGAUCGAGGGAGGAGGCAUUGACGUGAUUCUCAACGCGCUCAGCAACACCGAACGAGGAAUUCGUCGAGAGUUGGUGGAUGCGAAGCUGGUUGCCGUGCUGGCAAUCAUGGCCGCUCACAACAAAGACGUCCGAGACGAGAUCUUCGAUCGGGUGGAUUUCAUGAUGGAGCUCCGCUUCGCUGUGGACGUGGCUGGCGAGAGAGCUCGGGCCGCACAGACGCACGAACAGCAGCGGCAGGCGCGCAGGCUCUGUGCUGGCCUGUACGAGAGCUUCGCCGUUCUGGCCAUCCACGGCGAGUUCAAGGAGCGGCUCAUCGCAUCGAAGAAGACGCUGGGUGCCCUGCAGGCCUUGGCGAAGGAGGAGGACUUGGGCGAGGACCCGGCAGUGGGCUUUCAUUUCGCCUCGCUGGUCCACAACCUGUGCAGGUCGCGGGAGGACCGUGUCCGCAUCAAGACGGGCAAUCCGAUGAUCGACGAGCUCAGUGGUGAAGACUUCAAGGCGCUCGAGGAGUUCUACGAGCGAAUGCCGGCAGAAGCGAGGCCAACGCGAUCGGGCGAGGUGGAUCCCGGGGCCCCCCAGUUGGCCCAGCGCUUCCGGACCUGGUGCCUGGAGCGAGGCGAAGCCGGUGGUGCAGCGCUCCUCGUGGCCAAGCUCUGCCGCUGUGUGUCGGGCUCCAUGCAGACGAAGGCGCUCAUCGCAGAUUCCUUGAAACUUCUCUGCUCCGACCAGCAAGAGAGGAAGAUUGUGGCGGCCAGCGGUGGCGUUCGCACGCUGCUUGCUCUGUCGAAUCUGGACCAGGAAUCACGCGAUCCUGGUCGCAAGGAUGCCGAAGAGGGUGCACGAAACGCUGCCAGGCAGGCGUUAGCGCAGAUUCUCAUCGUGAUGAACCCACAGCUUCUGCAGUAUCAGGAGCAGCUUGAUGCUGUCAGGCCGAUGCUUGCAUUGCUGGAGCACCGGCACGAGCUGCUGCAGUUCGAAGGCUGCCUGGCCUUGACGAACCUCCUCUCUGCAAGCGAAGAGCUUCGUUCCUUUGCCUUGCAGUCGGGCGCGUGGAGCAAGUGCAAGGACUUGCUGUUCUCCGAGAACGAGGAGGUUCAGAGGGCCGGCCUUGAAGCGAUGUGCAACCUGACCAUGGCUGAGGAGGUGGCCGAGCGCUUUGCCCUGGGCAAGGCCGAGAACGAGCUGAAGAUCUUUGGCGCGUUUUGUGCAUCCGAGAUCGAGCGACAGCAGAUCGCCGCCACGGGAGCCCUGGCCAUCCUUUCUGGCCUCGACGAGGUUGCCGUCCGCAUCGCCGACUGCGAGCAAUGCCUGGAAGGGCUGCUCCGUGCAGCUCUGGAGUCAGACAUUCCAGCUGUCGAGCUACGUGCAGUUUCUGCUUUGGUGAGCCUACGCCGUGCGGAAGGGGUCAACCAGGAAGUCCGCCGUGCCAUCUUCGCUGCUUCGAGUCUCCGGACGCGCAGGGCGCCGCUGAGGAGGAAGUGCAGCAGGGCUGCUGAGCUACUCCAGCCACUGGUACCCGUGGCCAUGAAGAAGCUGUGCAAGGCACUCCGCGACUGCGUGAGGGCCUCCGCCUUCAGCAUCUUCGAGCGCGGCAAGGGUUGGCAGCAGGGCUACUGGCGGAUGGUCAUGGUUCGGCAGUCCACCGCAGAAGAGCUCCUCGUCAUGGUGCAGACGGCGAAGCUGGAGGAUGCCCAGCGCGAGGCCCUGGCCGCAGAGGUCAUCGCGGCGCUGACGAAGGCCGAGCUGCAGAUCAACGUGGUGUCCAUCUACCUGCAGUUCAACGACGAGAUCUCCGAUGCGGCGCGGCCGGGAGCUCCCUUGAUGCACAUCCAUGGCGAUGCCCAGCUCAGGAUGCAGCUCCUUGGGCUCAGCUUCAACAUCGGCCCUCUCUCCUUCUACCAGGCCAACAGCACCACCUGUGCCUUGCUCUAUGAGCGGGCCCUGGAGUGGCUGAAGCCACAAAACGACGUGGCAGUGCUGGACGUCUGCUGCGGGGUGGGCACCAUCGGCCUCUGUGCCAGCCGCCGCUGCCGCCGGGUCAUUGGCAUCGAGCUGAUCCCGGAGGCCGUGGAGGCUGCGAAGGCCAACGCCGAAUUGAACAAGGUGGAGAACACCGAGUGGAUUGCUGGGGCCCCUCUCGUUGGAUGGAGAUGCGGAUAG
Molecule: messenger RNA, 2382 nt
Organism: Symbiodinium sp. CCMP2456
Lineage: Eukaryota; Dinophyceae; Suessiales; Symbiodiniaceae
Source: the annotation of a GenBank genome assembly